AUGAUCACGGUCGGGAGACGGUUAAUACUUGCCGGUCUGAUCGUCGUCACGUUGCAAAUAGGAAAUGCGUCGACGGCACCGACCGAGAAGACUGUCAGUCAACUCAUGAUGUCAUCCGCCGACAAGUUUAGCAAAUUGGGUCUGUUGAACUAUUUCAAAGACCUGAAUCUCGACCAAUUUUGCAAUUUUCCAUUACUGGACGUCAACAGUUUCAAGACAGUAGAAAAUGAAUAUGCUUUUCAGUGUUUUUGUACAGUUAUUUACAACGUUAGCAAUGAAUUUGACUACAGUCUCGUAAAUUCAAUAGACAUGGAAGCAGCAAAAAACACAACUAAUGAUCACAAGUUUAAAGACGAAACCAUGUACGGCAUGUGGAAAAAUGUGACCAAAAUCUCACAGUCAAUGAAAUUACUAAUGGAUCCAUUGAACAAUGUAACCAAAUGGAAUAAGGUCUGUUACAAUUUGAAUAAUGAAUUGCAUACGUAUUGUAAAUUUUUAAAUGUAGAGGUGUUACUGUUACACAAUAGCUAUUUGGAAAAGUCUAAAACAUCUUUAAAAAAAAAUAUUGCCAAUCCAUCUAAAAACGUCAAAGAAUCAGUUGUUCCUAGUACCGUUAUUGAAGAGCCGAACAAACCUGAGGUCCUACCUCAAAUUAAAGUUGAUAAAUCUCCAGAAAUAAUCGUAGACAAUACUCAAAAAUUAGUUGACGUCAAUAAUGAUAGUAAUAAUGAUGAGGAACUUCCUGAAGAAAUGGCAAAGGAGAUCAAUACUAACAUUGAAGAUGAUGAAACUACUACUGAAGAUGAAAAACAAAUUGAAGAUAUAGAGGCCCAAACUCCAAUCGAUUCUAAACCUGAUUCAAAAUCUAGUGUGGAUUAUCCUAAAGAGAGCGAGGGUACCAUUAACCAAUCAGAGACCAAAGAAGUUGUAUCAAGAUUAGGUCCUAAGCCUAAAUUUCCAAAUCGUGCGUUUGGCGAUACAGAAGACUCACACUUCCUUUUCUACUUCAGCAUAAUGACUAUACUAUCAAUGCUGUUUUAUUUAGCUUUAUACAAUAAGAAAAAAAUAAUUGCACUUUUAAUUGAAGGACGGAGAAGUACUAACCACCGAAGGCGACCAAAUACUUCUAGUUAUUUGAAAGUAGAGACUGAUGAUGGAUCGACUGUGUUUUGA
Molecule: messenger RNA, 1173 nt
Organism: Macrosiphum euphorbiae (potato aphid)
Lineage: Eukaryota; Metazoa; Arthropoda; Insecta; Hemiptera; Aphididae
Source: the annotation of a GenBank genome assembly